Messenger RNA from Pelobates cultripes (western spadefoot toad), 16851 nucleotides. The record is from the annotation of a GenBank genome assembly. Lineage: Eukaryota; Metazoa; Chordata; Amphibia; Anura; Pelobatidae.
CUCUGACAUUUGCUUUGGGACCAUAGGGCUGUAUUUCCAUAAUUAGUUAAAAUUCAGCUUUUAGCCUCCUGGGACAGUAUGGCUUAUUAUUCUGGUGCAUUCUCUAUAAUAGUAGGUAUGGUAGUAUAAUAAUAGAGUCAGUUUGUGUAUGUUUUCCUCUGAUUGUAUUUAUAGAACUUUUUUUGUUGUUGGUGCCAUUUUUGCAGGUGUCCUGGGGCAUUCCAGCUCAAUGUAGAAAGCAGUUGUAGAACCUAUAGACGGUAAGCUCGUUUGAGCAAGGUCCUCUUCAACCUAUCAUUUCUGUAAGUUUUCUUGGAAUUGUCCUAUUUAUAGUUAAAUCCCCCCUCUCAUAAUAUUGUAAAGCGCUACGGAAUAUGUUGGCGCUAUAUAAAUGGCAAUAAUAACAAUGACAACUAGCCUUAACCCAGCAACCUCUGCUAAUCAAUACCAUGGGUGAAUAAAACGGAUCCAUUGUACAGCGUUACGGAAUGUGAUGGCGCUAUAUAAAUAAUAAAAUAAUAAUAUUGGUAAAGUAGAAGCAGAGGUGUAACUAGAAACCACAUGGCCCUAUGCAUCUUCCCUUCCCCCCGCCCCUCUAUUUGCAUAAUCUAACACACACAUACAUACACAGAGACACAUGCUAAUACACAGACACACAGAAUGACAUACAUUCAGAUACAAACACUGACACACAGAUACAGACAUGCAUAUAGACACAUGCAGAUACACAUACACAGUGACACACACACUGACACACAUGCAGACAGAUAUACAUACAGACAUAAAGAUAAACAUACAUACACGUAUGCAGACAAACCGAUGAACACACAGACACAUAUAGCCACGCAUGCAGACAAACAGACACACUUAAUGAGAAACCUUCAGAUACACAAAAUGAUAUGCCUACAGAUAUAAACAGUGACACAGGGGUACACUGACACAUGCAGACAAACAUAUACACAUACAGACACAGAACACACAGACCUACAUACAUACAGAUAUACAUAUAGACACGCAUGCAGAUACAGACACACUUAAUGACCAACAUUCAAAUACACAAUGACACACAUGCAGAUAUAAACUGACACACAGACAGACACAUAAGGGCACACAUUGACACAUGCAAAUAGAUACCCAUACAGAUACCCAUACAGAUACACAUACAGACACACACAUACAGACACACACACACAGACACACACACAGAUAUACAGAUAUUCACACACACACAAAUUGUUAAAAAUGUUAGUCACCCUCCUGUUUUCUACCUUUAGGUGCAGGAGGGUGACUUCCCUGGGUUCCAGUGGCUGCCUGAUGCUGAUGAAUAAUGCUUUCCUAUGGGGAGGUCUAAUGCGCACUUGCGGCCAUUGCCGCGCAUGCCCAUUAGGUCUCCCCUGCCGACUGACGACAGCGGGGAAGGACCGUGGACGGAGCCUGACCUACUGCCGAGGGACAUCGGUGCUGGAUUCAGGUAAGUGUCUGAAUGGAGUUUUAACCCCUUCAGCGACAUGGGAUGGGGGGCGGGAAGGAGGGGGGGUACUCCAGGAUCCUCUAGUGCCAGGAAAACUGGUUAUUAUUUUUGUUGUCCCCACUCCCUGCUUGUUGCCUGGCCAGGGAGGGGGAUAUGACAGUCCCUGGUGGUCCAGUGGCAUUGGCUGAGCUGUGGGGGGGCUGGCAGCAAGCGUUUACUUACCUCCCUGCAGCUCCUCCAGCUCCCCAGUGUAAGUCUCGCGGCAUGCAUACCGCACGGAGCGUUGCCAUGGUAACCAGUGGCAACACUCUGACGGCUGCGGGUCUCGCAAGACUUACACAGGGGAGCUAGAGAAGUUGCUGGGAGGUAAGUAAACGCUUGCUGCGGCCCCCCCACAGCUCAGCCAAGGACCGCCGGGCUUGUAAUGAGCCUGGCGGUCCUGUUAUAUAUUAUCGGCAAUAUCGGUAUCUUAAUUGGCUGAUACCGAUAUUGCCGAAAAUACAGAAUAUUCGCCGAUAAUGUCGGUAAAACUGAUAAUCGGUCGAUCCCUAGUUUCUCUAGCAUCUCAAGAUCAUUGUUCCAGAAAAAUUUACAUGCAAAUACUUUCUCAAAAAUAGCACACAUUCCAUAGAUAAACUAAUUAUUUUUUAAUACAUGGAUAUAUAGUUUGUAUAUAUUUUUCAUAUCAGAAAAAGAAAUUGUGCAAAGGAAUGUCUUGAGCAAUGUUAAAAAUCAAAGAAAAUACUAUUAUGCAGUUUGGAUCUGCUAUUUUAUUUUUUAUCACCUGUAAGAAACAUAUUCCAAUUCGUUUUCUUAUAGAUAUGAAUUAUUUGAAGAAAACAGGGUUAAAUCAGAGAAAAUUUGAAAAAUGAGAUCAAAAUGUGGUCGGACUGGAAGACGCAGAAAGAAUAAAGCAGAGAAUGGAUCCAAUGCAAGUGGAGGUACCGUGGAGAUUAUAUUGAGUAAAAAGUUAGUCACUUAGGAUAAGUCAGGAUUUUAUGGCUCAAAGUGUUCAUGAAAAUUGUUUCAUAAUUACCGGAAUUUUCUUUUUCUGAUCAUUAUUCAUGGCAGGAUUUACUCAUGGGUUAGCUCCUCCCCUCACAGCAGAAAGGACAGGAAAUAGAACUCUGAAACUGGUAUAAAUAGAUUCUCCCCCUUCAAAUCAGGCAGUCUUUGUAACUACCUUUACAACUUAUAGUAUAUGGGUGGGAACGUAAUGUUCCAAUUUUCCUUAUUCCUGAUCAAUCAUGGCAGCAUUUACUCAUGGGGAAUACCCAAGCAGUAUAUAUAGAGGGAGGGACAGAGUUCAAAAACAGAUAAUAGCUAUAAAAACCAUUGAGCUGCAUAAACCUUAGAAGACUUUAAGAAAGCCAAACAAGUAAUCAAUAGGAUAUUGUCAUAAAAUCUGUUCAGACAAGUUAAUUUACCCUAGAGGCUGGGAGGAAGGGGUUAAAGGCUUACCUUUCUCCAGCGCCGGGAUUCCCUUGGCACUGGGGACUCUCCUCCCUCUCCCGCGAAUGGACGCUGGCGUUUUCUCACUGUGAAAAUCACAGUGAGAAGCGCGGAUGCGCCUCUAGCUGCUGUCAAUGAGACAGCCACUAGAGGCUGGAUUAACCCUAAUGUAAACAUAGCAGUUUCUCUGAAACUGCUAUGUUUACAGCAGGCAGGGUUAACCCUAGAUGGACCUGGCACCCAGACCACUUCAUUGAGCUGAAGUGGUCUGGGUGCCUAUAGUGGUCCUUUUAUCGCCAAACCUAGAGAAGGAACAAGGCUAGUCUAAUAAAAGACAGACUCUCGUAAGAAAUAAGGAACCCAUCUUGAUAUGGAUAAAAAAAAAUUACAAAAAAUUAGAGAACCUCCAUGAAACCCAGACAUGGUCCAGAAAUUAUAGAUCUAUUAUGUCAACAAUAGAAGAUAAUGUCCUUCUCUGAUAUAAAUUAAAAACCAAAUGGAUGGCAUCAUCAAAUCAGAACAUUGACAAAGGCAUAACUUCCAGAGAUCAUCCUGGAACAAGCAGAGACUGUUGGAUGAGAACAGUCACACUAUGAUAUUAAACAGGGGGAGAGUUACACUGAGAAUCCUACUACUUUCUGGAUGGAUUUAUUAAAGGCGAUUCACACUGCUUCAUCUUUCCUAGUGAACUACUUACCUGUAGAUACAGGAAACAAAUCAAUAUCUGAAUUUGAGAAAGAGGCAGAGCCUAGUAGAGAAAUAAGAGAGUCUGUUAUUAAAACACUGCAACAAUGACUAUAUAUUGCAAAAAUCAGACUCCCAACCAUAUCUCACACUGUGAAUGAAUUGAUACAGUAAUGAUCAGUUACAGGAGAGGUAGAAACUAAUAACGCAAAUAGAUAUUAAAAGGCAAGAAGAAUCAUAUAAAGAUUGGUUAAAAAAAAAACACAUAUCGGUAUGAACCGUAGCAUUUGUGACAACUACUAAAUUAUAAGUAGGCAAUGUAGGCCAUCCACGUCAGUACCUACAUUGAAAGUAAAACAUAUUGUAAAUAGUACAAAUUAUGCCAAACAGUAGAAUCAAAACGAUUAGAGACUGUUGUGCAGUAUAAGUAGGAGAUAUGGAAUAGGCAGGAUACCGAUGGGAAGGUGGUAACCAGAGGCACAUGAUACAUUGUGGUAGGGAUCGACCGAUAUUGAUUUUUUAGAGCCGAUACUGAUGCCGAUAUUCUGUGAACUUUCAGGCCGAUAGCCGAUAUAAUUUGCCGAUAUUCUGUACAUUUACCAUUUUGGAAAAUAAAAACUAUUUCUAAAGGUAAAUGCACAAAAUAUACAUGCCACGUGUAGUGGAUACAGUGUGUUUAGACAGGGGAGCUGUAUGAGUUUGUGUAGUGGAUGCAGUGUAUGUUUGUGUAGUGUGUGUAGUGGAUGCAGUGUGUGUUUGUGUAGUGUGUGUGUGUGGAUGCAGUGUGUGUUUGUCUAGUGUGUAGUGAAUGUAGUGGAUGCAGUGUGUAUUAGUGUAGUGUGUGUAUAUAAUGAAAGCAGAGUGAUUGUGUAGUGUGUGGGUAGUGUGUGUAAAGUGAAUGCAGUAUAUACUAAAUGCAAAGUGUGUGUGUUUAUGUAGUGUAUAUAACGAAUGUUUAUAUAAUGCAGAGUGUGUGUGUUUGUAUGGUGUGUGUGUAUAUAUAAUGCAGUGUUUGUGUAGUGUGCAUUAUAUAAACACACUAUGCAAACACACACUGCAUUAAUUAUAUACACACACUAAACACACUGCAGUAUAUACGCACACUACACACACUGCAUUAUACACACACUACACAAACACUGCAUUGUAUACACGCACUGCAUUAUACACACACUGCAUUAUAUACGCACACUACACACUACACACUGCAUUAUAUACACACACUACACAAACACUGCAUUAUAUACACACACUUCACAACACACUGCAUUGUAUACACACACUACACAAACACUGCAUUGUAUACACACUGCAUUAUAUACACAGUGUGUUUGUGUAGUGUGUGUAUAUAAUGCAGUGUGUAGUGUGUUUGUGUAGUGUGCAUUAUAUAAACACACUACACAAACACUACAUUAUAUACACACACUAUACAAACACACUGCAUUAUAUACACAGUGUGUUUGUGUAGUGUAUGUGUAUAUAAUGGAGUGUGUGUGUGGGGGGGGGGGGGCAUUUUUUAUUACAUUUUUUUUUAUAUAUAUAUUUAAUAUUUAUUUUUGUUGUCCCUCCUCCCUGUUUCAUACCUGGCCAGGGAGGGGGAUAUAGCAGUCCCUGGUGGUCCAGUGGUAUUGGCUGAGCUCUGGGGGGGAGCGGGCAUCAAGCGCUUACUCACCUCCCAGCAGCUCCUCCAGCUCCCCAGUACAACUCUCGCAGCCAGCGUGUCGUGCGGAGCGUUGCCAUGGUGACCCAUGGCAACGCUCGGACGGCCGCGGGUCUCGCGAGAGUUACACUGGGGAGCUGGAGGAGCUGCUGGGAGGUGAGUAAGCGCUUGAUACCCGCUCCCCCCCAUUACAAGCCCGGCGGUCCUAGGAGGUAUUAUCGGCAAUAUCGGUAUCUGAAUUGGCCGAUACCGAUAUUGCCGAAAAUACUGAAUAUCGGCCGAUUAUAUCGGUAAAACCGAUAAUCGGUCGAUCCCUACAUUGUGGCAACAGACACAUAAGCAGGAUAGUAGAAGAUAUUCCGUUAUCCUUAUGAGAACAAACAACCGCAUACUUACUCUGACCUUCAGAUAGUGAUGAAGUACUUAUGGCAGAGCCUAUGGUGACAAUAAGAUCAUUCUGCAGCUUGUUUUAUCUGCAAAGAUAUCAACACCAAUUAAAACAUAUAAUCCACAAGUAUUAAAUCAAUGCAAUGUUAGGAGUGACCGAUCUAGGUACAGAGACCCUGUAAAACAUAUCAGCCAAAUGUUUGUCAUCAACAAGCUGCAUUACAUGAUAUUAUGCAGGAUGAAUCAACCAUUUAAAUCCACACAUUGGUUGCAAUUCCAGAUAUAAGGACACCUAGAAGAAUCCCCAUGAACAUCAGAACAGAGGUCCGUAAUGGAACUACCUGUUCAGGGAUUUCCUUUAUUGUUCUGGUAACAGGUGAAUUUUACCUGAAAUAGUAAACCUGGUAGAAUGGUCUGGGGACUGGAAAGACCUUCCAAUGUCAAUUAAAAUACUUGCAAUACCCAGCAUCAAAGUUACCUGGAGCAUAUGAUCCUAAAAGAAUACCUUUAUUGCAGAAAGGAAAUUAUAAUGUCCCCCUUCACAACAGGGGAAUCUGUGGUCAAUUCUGGUCCUUAACCCCUUAAGAACCAAAAGCAUGCCACCCCUGACAUAUAUUAUAGGGAUUGCCAAACUCCAUGUCCCCAAGGGAUGAAAUAGAAUACUGAAUAUUACAAAUAGCACAUUCUUCAACUUAUAAAGAUUAUGCUUUAAGGAAAUUUACUCAGUUCUAAAGAAUAAUCUAAACCAAUUCCAGAACACAAUGCCUCCUUGCAUUAUCAGCACUCUUUUGUACAAUGCAUCCUUUCAUGUAUAAACUUAGCUAAAUGCUCAUCACACAAACCUCCUAAAUGUGACCCAUUUGUUAGAAGGAAGCCUAAUGUAAGCAACUGGUAGGGACUGAAAGAACACUUACCUGAAUAGCUGCAGGCCUGUUUUUCAGCGGCAAAAUGGGGAUUUGAACAACUGACAGCCUAAACUGUGUAAACUAUAGGCUUCCAUCUGUACCCCAUAUGCUGUUCAUCAUCACCAGUGGGAGAAGCUGUAAACCAAACCCAAGACAAGGUAGUCUCCUUAUGGAAGUGCUGUUUACUGGGUCUUCAGGGAUAAAGGCUUUCACUCGGCUGUGGACCAUGCAUGCAGUUUACCGCUGUCAUCCCCUCAGAGAGAGAGAGAUAGGUCAGACCCCUGGUUGCCGAAGGAGGUUCCCAGGCUGGCAACUUUUACAGAUGUGCUGUUUGCUGGGUCUUCAGGGAUAAGAGGCUGAACCCUGGCCUGGCUUCCUGUAGGCAGUAUAUCACAUACAUCCCCUGAGGGGGUACCCAAGCUGGCCUGUUGCUGGGUCUUCAGGGAUAAGAGGCUGAACCCUGGCAUGAAGUGGACCAUUUUCAUCCCAUAAGGGAGAGGUUGGGUCCAACCCCCGGUCACUAAAGGGGGUACCCAGGCUAGGCACUCUUACAAUAGUGCAUUGCUGGGUCUUCAGGGCUUAGAGGCUGAACCCUGGCAAGGCUACAAAAAUAUUGCCUGGUGAGCAUAAAAGAAAAAAUCUAGGCCUGCAUAAGCAGACUCCUUCCAAACUGCAGGGAAGGACAGGAAAAAAAAGACUGCCUGAUGGGAAGGGGGAGGAUCUAUUUAUACCAGUUUCAAAGUUCUAUUUCCUGUCCUUUCUGCUGUGAGGGGAGGAGCUAACCCAUGAGUAAAUGCUGCCAUGAUUGAUCAGGAAAAUAUAAUUAAUUUGAUAUAUAUUUAUUUUUAAAGUGAGCUGUCACAAAUAACGGUUAGGAUGCAAUAAAAGCAAUAGACAAAAAAGUGUGGCAGAUUUAUAAAAAAAUAAUAAUAAAUUGCACCAAAAAAUCACCGAAAAUUAGAUUUAAACUCGGACUGUAUGUAUACAUUUUAAUUUAUUUUCUGGUGUUUUAAGGAGAACAUCACAAUGGUGAAAGCGGACCAUGUAAUAAAUAGGCAUAUUUUAAAAUACAGUAUUUAUAUUUUAUAUUUUCUACCUGCAGAGAGUCGGAGCCAUGAAUAUGAGUACAUACAGUUGUGCAAGUGGCUGAAAGAGAGAGGAUUUCAGAACAACUACCUAAGGCCAGUAGAAUUUACAGGUAGGUAUGUUUGUUUUGAAGCAAAAACGAGAAUAUGAGAACUCUGAGAAGCUUAGAGAAACUCAAUGGCUAGCGGUUCGCUACAUCCGCGCUCAGGUCUCAAAAUAGUUUUUGCUCAUUUGUGCCCUUACAGAGUACAUCUAUAUCAUUUACAUAGCAGACUGAUCCUGCACACAAGGACAGUCCAAAAACGGAAUGUCGGCAAGCUUUCUUGGAAUGAGACACCGCAACCUCAGACGAUUGUUUCAGCCUUCCUUACACCUCGUCAGCGAGGUGUAGCUGACAUCAAUCUAGGUAUAGAUUGUGUGUGUGUAUGCAUAUAUAUAUCACACAGCACAAAAAGACCUGCACACCAAUCUUAUAAUAUGAUGAAUUCAGACCGAUGCUUAGCAAUACUAUAAACAGCAAAUUGAAGAUAAGCUAGCACUCUAGGACUUUAAGAAACUAGUCUUCUUUAUCCCAGCACAAAUCCAACAGUCAACAUUUCAGUUUAAAUUUAGAUCGUUCACCAGGACAUGUUCUGAUGAAAGUUCUAAAUUUGAACUGAAUGGUGACUGUUGGAUUUACAUCUGUUCUGAAGCAAAGCAGAUUUACUGCUUGAAGAGCUGGAAUCAACUCAUUCCCUGGCUGGAGAGAACUUGUGAUAAAGAACAUUAAGCUCAGAGUAGUAGAAUAUUUAUAUCUGAGUGACAAAAGUAACUGAUCUAUUAAAACUCUCCAACUCCGCUAUAGUUACAACCUUAUUAGUUUAGCCUUAAUUUUGACAUUCUGAUUUUUAAUUAACUACAAUUUGGAGUUUAGGGAAUCAAUAUGAAAUAGAACCUCUUUAUAUCUAAACCGUAACUGCUAUGUUUACAUUGCAGGGUUAAUCCAACCUCUAGUGGCUGUCUUCCUGACAGCCGCUAGAGGUGCUUCUGCGACGCUGAAUGUGAAAAUCGCAUUCAGCGUGCAGAACGUCCAUAGGAAAGCAUUGAGAAACCCCAGACAAGGUGGAAUACAUAGAAGAGGCAUACCCAGGUAGUCACCUUAUGGAAGCACUGAUUACUGGGUCUUCAAGUAAAAGAGGCAUAGCCCCAGCUGGGCCUCAUGCUCUGGCAACGCAUGCGCAUUCCGCUCCACUCGGGAGCUGGCCUCGGAGUGGGAGGAGAGGUCACCAGCGCCGAUGGAGCCCGGCACUGGAUUAAAAUAAGUAGCUGAAGGGGUUUCAACCCCUUCAGCCCAGCGGGAGGGGGCCCUGAGGGUUGGGGGGACCUAAUGGUUAUAUAGUGUCAGGAAAAAAACGAUAGUGAUCCUUUAACUAAAGGUUUUAUUUACACAAUGUCACCUUCAUAUUUAUAAUUACUAGAUGACCGUAAACCAGUUCUCAACUUGUCAUGUAACGUAGUCCGUAAUGUUGAAGUAAGCCACUUCUCCAAGUUGCCGAGAGCAAACCUGGCCAAAUCGCAGAUGGAUCACUGCAAAGUUCAGUGAUGUUGAAUAAAGAUGCAACAUUCAGAUUUAUUCUUUAUACUCUUUCAGAUACAGGACGAGGGUUGGCGACAACACAAUCGCUACAGGUUGGUGAAUCUGUCUAGGCACCUUUUCCAGACUUUACAGAAAUGUUUAAAUUUUACUUCUUCUGUGUACAGUGAAGAUAAAGAUGUAAAAUGUGUAAACUAUGUCCCGAAUAUGCUGCAAGUGAUAUAAGGGGAGAAAAUUGCCUUAGUCUGAUUGCAUUUUAUAUACUAAAAUGUAAUAUAUUAUUUAUUUAUUGAUUUUCAUAGCCUGGUGAGCUGAUUAUUUCUUUGCCAGAAAAAUGCUUGAUCACCACAGACACUGUCCUUCACAGUUACCUUCAGAAAUAUAUCAAAAGGUGAGUUUUUGAUACACAGCACAUAACUUGUUGAUUUAUUAUUAUUAUUAUUUUUUUAUUUUUACAUGGAUUGGUUCUUUAUUAAUGUACUUGAACAAUGGCGUUUUUAUGCAUUUUUUUAGGUUUCCAAAAUUAUUUUUCUUAGUGUCCUCUUAUAUUAAUAACAUUAUCACCAAUUCAGAAACCUAUUAAAUAAAAAUUAAACACAUUUGAAAAAAAUAAGUUUCUAUUAUUCUUCAAUCUGUUCCUCCUCAGAUGGAGCCCACCGGUUUCUCCUCUGCUGGCUCUCUGCACUUUCCUUGUCACGGAACGUCAUGCUGGUCACAAAUCCUGUUGGAAGCCAUAUCUGACCUUGCUACCAGAUAGCUACAGCUGUCCUGCUUACUGGGAAGAUGAUAUAGUGUCAUUUUUACCUCAACCUGUCAAACAAAAAGCCAUGGAACAGAAGACUGAACUUCAUGAUUUUUACAUGUCUUCCUUGCCUUUUUUUAAGUCACUACAGCCUCUGUUUGGUGAAAACAUUGACAAUAUUUUGACCUAUGAAGCCCUACGAUGGGCUUGGUGUACAGUCAAUACUAGAACUGUGUAUAUGAAGCAUGAACAGAAGGACUGCUUCUCAUCAGAUAAAGACAUCUAUGCGUUGGCUCCAUACUUGGACCUGUUGAAUCACAGCCCAGGGGUACAGGUAAUAUAAUAUCUGAAAGCCAGCUGUUGAUUGCUAUGUAAAGGCAAUGGUCUAUAAACUACAUAAUUGGAUUUAACAUUGAAAAUCACCUCUAUCUUGUGUUAACCUUUUUCUGUGAGAUCCACCACUUUCUCAUUCUUUUCCAAAAGGUCGAGGCUGCUUUCAAUUUGAAGAACCGGAGUUACGAGGUUAGGACUACUGUCAGUUGUAGGAAAUAUGAGCAGGUGUUUAUAUGUUACGGACCUCACGAUAACCAGCGACUCCUUCUUGAGUAUGGCUUUGUGGCCCUUAACAAUCCUCACCAAAGUGUUUAUGUAACAAAAGGUAUGUGUAUAAUAAUGACAUGUAACUUGUUUCUUGGAUUUGGCUGUAUAUUAAUUUAUUUGGAACUCGGAUUAGAUGGUUGUUUCUUUAAUACAUUUUACAUGUUGGAUUUGUAAAUGUAUUAACUCAUGUCGUGCUUGCAUUAUGCCACUUAAAGUUCACUAGAAUUGGUUCUGCAUUCUAAUCAACUAUUCUGGAAUCCUGUGAGGGGCAAACAUGGAAAUUUUGGCUUUCAGAAGCAUGUUUGCACUAGAUCAGUGUCCCCAAAGGAUUACAUUUUACAACGGAACUACUUUGACGACAAAUCUCCAAUCCAAAGUUUCUCUGAGAGAUGUGGUGGUUUUAUUGACAUUUAUAGAUUUGUUAAAAAUAAAAACAAAACAACCUCCCACCACAAAAAAACAUACAUAGAGCUGUAUUAAAUUGUAUAUGUCCAUUAAAAUCGAGACUUGCCAUUAUCGACUAAAAUUGUAAUCCGGCUCAGCUGACCACUGGUAGAGGUUGAUGGGAGUUAUAUUCCAUAUGAGCUGUUUAGCAAGUGAUUGCCUCGCUAUCCCAUUAUAUCAGAUUUAUAACUCCAUCCAGCCUCAGCUGAAUGAGCAUGAUAGGAGUUUAGACUAGCAGAGUUAGGAUAUUUCUUGCACUCAAUUGAAUGGGUCUUGAAUUCCAAACGGAAAAGAUUGUGUAUUUUUUGUGUUAAACAGUAGAACCUUUAACACUGUCUGUAACAGGUCAAGCCAUGGGCAGCGUGUCCAGGACUUCUGGGUUAGCAUGCAGAGAUAAAGACAUUUAUCUCUAGAAUUAAAAGAAAGGUGGGAGGUACUGGGUCACUGUACCAUAACCACUUCAGUAAGAGGAAGAGGUUUAUGGAGCAUAGAACAGCCCUUUAAAAUGGUUAUUUUUUAAUUCAUGAUAUGUUAUUUAUUUUUACAUUUUAGAAGUCCUCCUUCGGCAUGUCUCUUGCAAAGACAAACAGAUGGAGAAAAAGUGCUCACUUUUGCAGGAGAACAGCUUUCUAGAGUAAGUUGUAAUUUAUUUGUUGGUAUUCGAGCCCAGGUUCGUUUUGGAGGACAAUGUGCUGGGUUGAUGCCCUUUGAUUUAAUAUUGUAUCAAACAUUACCAUUAGUUUGGAUGAAUUUCCUCCUACAUUGUAAGAUUUAUUUUGUCAUUUUUUAUACUUGUGAUUAAUUUUGAUUAAUGUGAUUAAUUUUGGAUGAAAAUGCCAAACGCAUUUCAGCUCUUCUCAAAGAUGCAACAUAUGUAUCAAGCCAAAAAUAGACUAUAAAAUAACUCUGCAUAAGUGAUAUUAAUGCUCCUUAACAUAUUCUAAUCUAGCUAAAUUUGAGGUUGUUUUUGUUUUUUGUUUUGGGGGUUGGGGGGGCCUGUCUAGGGUAGGAAAUCUGGAUUAGUAAUUGUGCAUCAAAGUUAGGGUAGGAUGAGAUAUAAUAAAUACAGCUGAUGGAUGUAUAAUAAGUAUAACAUUAUUACACUAAUAAUAAAACUACUAAUAACAUGUCAAUAUUAUGUGCUAGUCUUAUAGGCCUGAUUCUUCCUACCCCCUCACCCCCAGCGUGUUGGUUCAGCAAUGAAGAAUAAUUUGAACUCUGCGAUGUGGAAUGUUUAAUACUUGGAAUCUCCAAGCGAGACUCGUCUGGCUUAUUGUGUGCAAUAAUGUAACUCUACAUGUGCUGAAGGGUUUAAAGCACCUUUGUUACCCUUCUGUCAGAAUACAGUUCCUGUAGCUCUCCAGGAAUUAUAGGAAAUGCAGUCCAGUGUUACCAGGAGUGGGGCAGAGCUGUUCACCCCAAGUGUAAAUCAAUGCACUUCCUGGUGGUUUUAUUAACUUAUUUUGACAGAGGAAGUUCAGGUCAUUAAAUUGACAGUUGGUGAGAAUAGGGAUGUACACAUUAUCUCUAGAUGAAUCUAAUAAAAAACCUAACAUUUUUUCUCUCUCUCUGUUUUUCCUCCCCUCAAGGAAUCUAACAUUUGGAUUAGACGGUCCAUCCUGGAGGCUUCUAACAGUUGCAAAGUUACUGUGUCUUGGGUCCGAGGAAUUGUAUGUACUUUGUUCCUGGGUGGCAAUCUCCCUUAUUGAGUAACGUGUCAUAGUCUGUCAGUCACUGCUUGGUUAUUGAUAUAAGUUCAGUUUCAGUUCAUAUUUUAGUUAUGAGUGAAACAACACAAUGUGAUGUUUUAGAUGUUUUGAAUGAUCUCCUUCUAUUCUUUUUCCUUUCCAUCCUCCACUCAGAAAUUGUCCACAAUUACUGUCUUGUUUCUAGGGAACUUUUAAUUCUUAUUGUUGUGGUUGUUUGUUCUCCUCCCCCCAUCCUUUUCGGACAUGUGUAAUUGAUAUGGGUUAAGUAGACUAAAAGUCGGAUGGUUUAUAAAUGUUUCCAGAACCCCAAGAUGGAAUUAUUUCCUCAAAAUACAGGGUCCCUUGUUAUGUAUCUUGUAUUCAUAUUGGUGUUAGUGUACUAUAGUGGUUAAUGUUUAGUGCCAGUAUAGUUUUGGAGGUUAAUGCUUUGUAGGGGGUUAAGGGUAGGACGUUACUGUAAGGGCAGCACUGUAACAUAUAUUUCUCAGUGCUGCCUGAGAUUAGUGUGAGUUGGCAUCUUAGGCAGCAGCUCUUUCAUCUGCUGUCAUUAAAAUGGCGGCAUGUUCCACUUUGGGAUUUAACUCCCACUAAUCUCAGGCAGUCCUAGACAUAAGCCUGUCUUGAUCAUGGUUGAGAUUAGGGCCCCAGACUGCAUUUAGGUGAUUUCUAAUCUUAACAAGGACUAAUUGCAUGGAUUACAUCACUAUAUGUGCAAUACAGGAGUCUAAAACCCGAUCUGCAUGUUAAAAUAACAGCCCGAUCCUGUGUGUGUGUGGAUUCUAAAAAUGUAUUUUGUGUGUGUGUGAAUUGUAAUCAUGUAUUCACUUUUGAAAAUUUUAGCAUGUGUUGGAAGAAAGUGCUCCUGGGAAAUGCCAUUUCUGAGUCCAAUGAACACUCUGGAUUAGAACUAGUGAGAAAAAUCUGCCUCCACCUGCUGGAGGACACCUCACUCAUUCUGAAAGAGGUGAGUCCAGCAAUUCUGUACACACUGGAUAGGAUGCAGUGGUACUUGUGGUGUAUUCUAUCCUGGGCCAGAUUAACAUAGGGGCUGAUAGAGCUGCAGCUCCAGGCUAAUGCCUAAGGAAUAGGCCCAUUGAUAGAAUAUUUAUUAUUUAAUGCAAACUGCAAAGACUUAAAAUUGUCAACCCACAGGUGAAAUAUUGUUACUUAGAAAGGAAUCCCCAGGCUUCACGGGACACCAUAGGCCCCCAGUCCACUUCAGCUCAUUGAAGUCAUCUGGGUGCAGUGUUCCAGGUCUCUUAGCCCUGAGCAGGUAAUUAUUGCAGUUAUUAAGAAACUGCAAUAAUUACAUGCUAGGGUUAACUCUACCUCUAGUGGCUGUCUGCCAGACAGUCACUAGAGGGACUUCCAGUAUUUUAGGCGACUUUUGGUGCCCUGACACUGGACAUCCUCAUGCUAUGCAUGGGGAUGUCCAGUGUCACUCAAAAUCCCAUACAAAAGCCUUGGAUAAUGCUUUCCAAUGGGUAAAUGCUAAUGCACGCACAUAAGGUCUUCCCCGCCGGCUGAAGUUGGCAGCAGAGGAGAGAAGGUGAACCUGAGCCAGUUCCAAAGGGACAUCGCCGAUGGACCCAAAUAAGUGACAGAAAGGGUUUUUAACUCCUUUUGCAACACUGGAAUGGGGUUUAUUUAUGCCCUUCAAAUGUAGCCACCAGUGAUAAAACAUAUUGUUGAGCUCUCGAUGAACUAUUAAUUUUGUAGUUUUUUUUUGUGUUUGUAUAGUAUCUUUUUUAUUUUUUUAUUUUAGAUUUCUUCUUUUACAAGUAAGAACAUAUUAGUGAAAAAGCACUUGGCUUUAGUUGAGGCCUUAAGGUUGGAUGAACUGAAAAUUCUUCAAACAUCAGCAGAUAUCUUAGAGAAUAUGCAUCGUGCUUCUCGGUGAAGAGAAAUUCAGAUUAUGGAAAAUAUGUGUGGGAAAAAAAUAACAUAAAACAAGUGUGGAGGGGCGGAGCCGAAUGGACGCUGCUCUCCAUGGCUCCCAAGUAUCACCGAGCAAUCUGCCACACAUCUCAGGUACGGGGGACCAUCGACCCGUGAGACCCACAGCCACAGCUCCAGGGCUCACAAGGCUACCCACCAAUGCCCUUUUUAUAUACAAACUCGGGCAAAAAACGCGUCCGCAAAUCUCGGGCCUACCUCGCCCUCCAGUCGGCAUCACAACUGCCAGCGGUAUCCUUCCCGAGCCCUGAGGACUGGUAUAGCCUGGGAGCUGACUACCAACGACCACCCAGCGACGAAAUGGGGAGGCGAUCACAAAAGCCACAACAAGCUGCACCCAGGGACUCACAAGACAUAGGGGCCCUACUACAGCGCACUGCAGGCCACAAAAUGGCGGCUGACCAGGACCAGGAGACUGGCUCCACAGGGACAGAACAGCAGACACAAAAACGCAGAGCAGACAGGAGAUCUGAAUCCCCCAGCAGCCCACCAACAGAAAGGGAUGACUCAGCCCCAGCCACUAAAAAGGAUAUCAGACUCUUGCUGCAAGAAAUGAAACAGAGGUUUGAUGUUGAAGAGGACAUACUAGACCUCAGACAAGAGGUAAAAAGCAUGGGAGAUACCCUGAAACACUUACAAUCGGCGAACACAGCGCUCCAAAACACUCUGGACACCAUGGAAGACCGCAGUAGACGCACACAUAUUAAGAUCCGGGGAAUUCCUGACACAGUCGGACCUUCAGAACUAACACAUUACCUGAGGAGGCUCACUGCAACUAUCCUGCCACACACACAUGCUAAAAAGCCACUUCCGCAUAAACAAGGCCAAAAGGGCACCCACAACGGCUCCAAGGGAUGUCAUAGUCCGCUGCCACUCCAUGACAGAAAAACGCUGCAUACUAGCAGCGGUAAGAGACAAGACACCGCUGACCUUCGAAGAUUCACAACUCCCCUUUUUCCAAGAAAUUACGCGGAAAAAACUACUCUGGAGAAAGUCAUUGAACGACGUAACGGAACAACUGCGGAAAGGGAAAGUGGAGUACAGAUGGCUGCUGCCGAGAACCUUGGCGGUCAUCAGCGAAAUGGAGGUCCUAAAACUUACCUCACUCUCAGAAGCCCCUGCGCUCCUCCAAAAACUGGGACCGACACAGAACACCUCAACGCCGGGCACAAAAACAGCCCCCCACUCAUGGGACCCAGGGAGAACUGUUCCAUUCUUUCCCAGGGGCAACAGGAGGCAGCGACCUGAACACCACAUAAAAUGUAUACCGCAAAUUUCCAUGCUCUGCUGUUCUCUUCUCUAAGUUCACCCUACUACUCUCUCUACACCCCAAGUUUGACUAAGGCCACCCCCUACAAAGACCGAGAUGUACACCCCCCCCCCUUAAUCCCCUUUGGUUAGGGGUCGGCACUACCUACUGUACCACGCAUAGCAUACCCGACACAACCUACACCAAAGCACUGACAGAAGCGCGUGGCCCACACCGAGGCAUACACACCACCACAAAAGGGGAUAAACGACAACUUAACCAACCACCUUAUGCCUCCCCCAAACUGCCAAGGAAGGUGCUAAUCAACCAUUUACAAGACUCUACUACCAUACACACACUCGACAUAUUCACCCACACACAGACCACCCUAUGGGUACCAAUAGCAUGGGCACACUUGACCCACAAGAAAAAAGAAAAUGUGCAGACACAUUUUUCCACUAUGUUCUCCCUGACCACAUAGACACAAGCUAACUCCUUCGACCAUUGAACAGAAAGACAAACACAACAUAACUGCUACCUACUCUUAGUUUCUAUCAAUAUGCACCUGUAAACGUAGUGCCUAACUUUGAACAAAGCUAUUAACCAUGCUGAUUGCCAAUUUGUCUAUGCUGAUAAGGCGAUGCAAGUAUGUAUGUCACAAAACUGAAUGCACCGAAAAUAAAGAAUUAAAAAAAAAAAAAAAAGUGUGGAGCAAAUGGCAAUGGACAUGACCUCUUCCUGAUGAUGACUCCAAUUGUAGAACUGUGUUAUCAUAAUUUUGAGUGUACAUUCAUAAUAGUGAGCAAUACAAGAUCAUAAACCAAAAAUUAAAACUAUACAUUUUUUUUUAACCUAAUUUCAGUUGUGUGAUAUCUGCAGGGCAAUAAACUGGCAAGUGGAGCAAAUUGGAGGUGAGGCGCUGGGGUAAGGGGG